AUGUCGUCGUCAUCCUUCCAACCCCCGACUAAACCCAUCUCCCUUGCGCUUUGGAAUUUCACCUCUCAAUGGCUCCUCGUCCCGCAAGGAACAGGCAUUGUAUGUCUCGUCCUCAACCGACUGGACUACCAAUUCAACGGCCUGAAGACUAUAGCCAAGGUGAUCUGGAUAUAUGACAUCGUUCUCUUUGGAUUAUGUCUAUUAUUCUACUUCCUCCGGGUAUGUCUCUACCCAAAAUACGUACGCCAUGAGCUACGCACCAACCUGAUGGAAACAUCAUGUCUCUCCUGUAUCCCCAUCGCAUUUACCUCUAUCCUGCAAUACGCAAGUAUAGAAUAUGGUGACCGCGCCGGACUUGCCAUCUACAUCCUUUUCUGGGUAGAUACCGCCCUUGCAGCUAUCGUCUCCAUCGGUAUUCCAUACAUCCAACUCAAACUCCAAGCGCCCGGAGUCCAGAAACUCCCUCCAGCCGUACUCCUCCCUUUCGUCGCCGUGUUAACUGCCGCAGCCGGCGGCGGAGUCAUAUGUCGACAAUGUCACGUCAGUGCGCGAUUAAAAGUCCCGGUUAUCAUCGUCGGAUACAUCGAAGUGGGCUCCGGACUAGCCGUCACGUCGGGUUUUAACGUCCUGAUCAUGUUCCAACAUUUCAACCAGAUCCACUCCGCCGCAGAGAAAGUAUACCAAGAUAUGAUUAUAUGUGGACCAUUAGGCCAGGGAUCCUUCGCUCUGCAGGUAUUGGGUGAAGCGGUGCAAGGUAGUUUCGGAGCGUAUCAUCGCGGUACGUUCUUAACAGCGAAAGCAGCGGACGCGAUCGGGUUCGUGAGCCAGCUCAUGGGGCUAUUAACCUGGGGGUAUGGUGUAUUCUGGUGGUGUUUCGCGAUUCUAAGCAUUUGUCACACGUUAAUUGCCUGGGGUCAAAAACCAAAAUUUAGUCUCGCAGCUUGGUCGCUGGUUUUCCCCUGGGGCGUUUUCACAAACGCAGCAGUGGAGUUCGGGAAAAUCAUGGAUUCAUCGGCUUUUGCGGUGUUUUCUACGGCCCUUCUGCUUAUUAUGCUCAUCAUGUGGAUCGGGAAUCAGAUUCUGACACUGAAGGGAUUGAUCACCGGUCGCAUUCUUGGACUGGAACACGGCUGGAGUCCCGAGAUUAUGGGUCCUACCGAGGAUAAAGAAGCGUAA
Molecule: messenger RNA, 1176 nt
Organism: Penicillium malachiteum
Lineage: Eukaryota; Fungi; Ascomycota; Eurotiomycetes; Eurotiales; Aspergillaceae
Product: putative malic acid transport protein
Exons: 2
Coding region: 1-1176 (391 amino acids)
Biological process (GO): sulfite transmembrane transport; transmembrane transport
Cellular component (GO): plasma membrane
Molecular function (GO): sulfite transmembrane transporter activity
Source: RefSeq, a predicted model, not a curated record